AUGGCGCAAGGUGACGGCGGUGGUGGAACGAGGCCACUCUUGGUGGCAGGAUUGGUGGUAUUGCUUGCUGCCAUACUUCAGCACGAGGCGGAGGCUCACGUUGCGCUUACGUUUCCACCGGCACGGAAGUACGACCUGGACUUUCUAGACAACUCACGCACGAAAGCACCAUGUGGGAUGCCGAAAGGUUCUUUGAAGACAUCAUUCAUCGAGGGCAGCACGUUCAACGUUUCGUGGCAUCUUGCCUAUCCACAUCGGGGUGGCUUCCGGUUGGAGGUACUCGAUACCAAGGAGAAACCGGUGCUGAAUUUGACACCAAGUAGCAAGGAAAAGCGAUUCGUGCGCGAUGACGUAACCGCUCAACAGUAUCAGGUCUCGCUGCCGAGGAACUUCACCUGCCGGGACUGCACGCUGCGGUUGGUCCGGCAGGCGGACGAGUGGGGUGGCAACUAUCGGUUUUGGUCGUGCGCCGACGUGGACAUUGUGCCACGGCGCGAGCACCACGAGACCUGCUCCGGCCACGGGAAGUUCAUUGCGCGCUGCAAGUGCGACAAGAAGUACUACGGACAGCGCUGCGAGUUCUGGGAUGAGUGCGUCUCCAACCAGGACUGCGGCAUCCAGGGAACAUGCGUGGACCUGGGCGGAACGUCGCUGCCGCGGCGUCAGUGCUACUGCCGCCUCGGAUGGUUCGGUCCGGGAUGCAACAAGAAAUCGCCGAUCAAGUCCACCGACAUCGACUAUUCGGUGUACAAGGCGAAAACUCUGUCGCCAGAUCUGAACGUCUACUGGCGCGUGCUGAAGGACCAGAACGAAGUCGAGAUGGUUCUGAAGGUGAACGGCACUUCGUGGGUAGCACUCGGUUGGCGACCGCGUAAAAUGACGGCAGAGUGUAAGAACUUCCCCUUAAUUGGUGGUGCGGCGGAAGGAGCUGUUGCCGAACCCGAACCCGCCAGUGAACCAACCUCCGAACCAGAGCCGGAAACAGAACCUGAGCCAGGAGCUGAGCCGGGAGCAGAACCGGGAGCAGAACCGGGAGCAGAACCGGAGCCACCGAAAUCAGCACCUGAACCAGCAUCGGAGCCUGGAGCGGAACCCAGUUCAGAACCAGCACCGAAAAGUGAACCAACUCCGGAAGGGGAACCAGCCUCGGAACCGGAACCAGUAAGUGAGCCUUCAUCAGAGCCCACUUCUGAGCCAGAACCCAAAGGAGAACCUGAACCAGAACCUAAUGCUGCAGAACCGGCCGUCGAGCCUGGAGCCGAACCAGAGCCCAAAUCGGAACCCGAGCCGGCCGGUGAGCCGGAACCUGAGAGCGUUACGGAGCCUUCGGCUGAACCGCAGAAGAGAAGUAAACGUGCUGUUACCGCAACACCCUCAGCAGAGCCGGAACCUGAGCCAAAAACCGAACCGACAUCGGAACCUGCGGCAUCCAAGCCCAAACCAAAGCCCAAACCGACCGUCGCGGCCCAGACGUUGAAGCUGAACCCUUACACUCCCCGGCAUGACUUCAAUCCGAUGGAUUGUACGGAUAUCGUGAUCGGUACGGCACGCGGGGAAAACCAUCGCGUGUGGGACUACUACACCCGCGACCGGUCGACUCCCCGGCAGGACAGCUUCUGGGGUGGCAAAUCGGACCUCACGGCGACGGGCGGGUUCGAGAAGGAUGGCGUCACCACGAUCGUGUUCCGGCGUCGGCUGGAUGCGACCGAACCCACCGAUCACGCCAUCGUCGACGAUCUGAUGCACGUGAUUUGGGCACGUGGGCAGGAGCCGGGAGCGUACGUGCAUUCUCCACCUUCGGGAGUGGAGAAAGAAGCCGCCUCGGUGAGCGACUUCUACCAGCCGGACGAGCUGAAGUACCACGGACACAAGAUGCAGCGAGGAGUGACACAAAUAAAUUUCCUCGAGGACGAGCGCCGAUCGCCGGUGGUGGCGACCGCGCCGGGAGUGUCCCCGGAAGCGGGUGUGAGUGCAAAGGCACCCGCCAGCGGUGACGUGGUGCUACCGGCUGGACCGGUCGGACACGAGUUGGACAACGAGUGCCACGGGUUCUACAAGUUCCCGCGCACGUGCGACCCAGCGCAGGCCAACUGCGAGUACUUCCUCAGCUGGCAGACGGUGGCUCGCGGAGAGGCGGUCCACUUCCAUCUGGAGACGAAGAACACGGCCACGUGGACCGGAGUCGGCUUCAGCAACGACCAGAAAAUGUCGCAGACGGACGCCGUCAUUGGCUGGGUGGACAAGACGAGCGGGCGGCCGUUCCUGAUGGACACCUGGAUCAAUGGCUACUCGGCGCCGAAGCUGGACGGCCGGCAGGACUUGUACAAUGCGUCCGGCGCGAUUCAGAACGGACGCACCGUGCUGGACUUCUCGCGCAAGCGCAUCACGGGCGACGAAAGCGACCUGGACUUCACGGAGGAUCGUUGCCUGUACCUCAUGUUUCCAAUCGAGGGCGGCUCCUUCAACCCGGUCAACAAGAAGAUCGGCAAGCACAUGUCCGUCCCGGUGGUGACGGAUACGCGCGUCUGCAUAAAGUCGUGCGCCAGCAUGUUCGAGGAGCCGGUGGUGGCUACGCCCGCUCCGGACCGGAUCGCCUACGGUGCGUCGAUAAAGCUGACGAACCUGGCGUCCGGGUUCCAGGUUCCCCAAGCUGGAACACCCGAGCACCGCGAUCUGUCCAAAUCAGUCGCGGACACAUUCGACGGAGUGCUAAAGGAAGUCUCCGGCUUCCAUCGGACGGAUGUCGUCGAUUUCGAGAACGAUGCCGACGGCAGUGUGCUAGUGAAAAUGAACAUUCUCGUCGACAAGGAGCUGAAGGAUGGGCGCCGAAACCCACAAGUCGAUGAUCCAGCGGCGCUCGAGCAGACCAUCCACAACCUCAUGACGAACAACCUUUCCUCCGGCAAGGUGGGAGCGUUCUCCGUCGAUCCCAUGUACCUGACAUUUAACCAACUGGAAGGUAAGCAGGGGUAGCGGUGGACACCCAGGGAAGAGUACGAUCUGUUGCCGGCUGGCGUGCGCCUGUAUUUGAUCUUGGGAUGCAUCGCAGGACUCGUAUUCAUUGCCAUCAUACAGGCUACCUGCACCAUUAUCAAAACCCGACGAACAAACCGAUUGAAGGAUCAAUUGAUUCCCAACUCGGCGUGGAAGGACUACUCGUCGAAUACUAACUACGCGUUCGACAACUUCGAGCCGGAGAGCAAGUCGUCCCACGGUAAGGGACGCUCCUCCGAUCGAGCCUAUAGCAACGGCAACAGUCAGCAGACGACGCUGCAGAUGUCGCACUCUCCCAACAAGUCCCAGUACUACGAAAUCGAUCGGACGGACGGUACCGGUAUGCCGCCGCACCGUGGCAACGGGUCGGACUACCGCAAUGGCAGCUCGGGCUAUCCGGCGUACUCGGGCCAGCAGUCCCGCCAUGCUUACGGCGAUCGAACAAAUGGCGAGCGACCUUCGUACGCCGACCGGGCCUACUCUCUUCCGCGCCCAAUGCAGCAGCAGCAGCAGCAGCAACAGAUGCAGCAACGGCAUCACCAGGACAUGCAGUCCGGUCGGCCCGCCAACGACUACUACACGCAGGAUCGUCGGGGCAAGAGUCGCAACAAUGGCGCCCACUAUGCAGCGGCCGGGAACGGCAACCACCAUCAGCAGCAACACCACCAGCAACAGCAACAGCAGCAGCAACGUCCCAUGCCAGACUCGUCCGAUCUGUACUUCACACCGACGCAGCGAAAGUACUCCGGUGAAGUGGUGCGAGUAUUUGUCGAUUACAAUAAGGACAAGAAGUAG
Anopheles coustani is the source of this 3789-nucleotide messenger RNA. RefSeq lists its product as uncharacterized. NCBI's taxonomy places the organism in Eukaryota, Metazoa, Arthropoda, Insecta, Diptera, Culicidae. The record is from RefSeq and is a predicted model, not a curated record. The transcript has 13 exons.